Messenger RNA from Anolis sagrei ordinatus, 4557 nucleotides. It is a transcript of the gene ZDHHC7, whose product is annotated as zinc finger DHHC-type palmitoyltransferase 7. Gene Ontology annotation, cellular component: endoplasmic reticulum; Golgi apparatus. Gene Ontology annotation, molecular function: protein-cysteine S-palmitoyltransferase activity. Lineage: Eukaryota; Metazoa; Chordata; Lepidosauria; Squamata; Anolidae. The record is from RefSeq and is a predicted model, not a curated record. Gene Ontology annotation, biological process: peptidyl-L-cysteine S-palmitoylation; protein targeting to membrane.
UGUUUGCUGGCCUGACAUUUGCCCACAACUGCUCUCUGUGACAUCACAUCUUCACUCAAGGCAGUUGGAUUUGGCUCCGGAAAGGGACUGUGGGCUUGAAACAGGCUUCCAAGCUUGGCCAACAACCUGCCCACCGAUCCACAAUGUGAUGGCACAAUCCAACGUGGCGCGGCUCGGGCAAGGCCUGGGAACCCCCCAGAAGUAUCCAGCUCCCUCCCUAUCUUCCAUCUAGAACCGUUGGACCUCCUUUCUCGUUACAUCAAAUAUGACUAUGUGCGUCGUAGAAGCAGCCCAAAGGAACAGCAAGAUGUCAGACUAGCACUCCCUCGCCUCGUCAGGGCCGGGCCGGGAAACCAUGCAGUCAUCGGGACACAGGUUCCGCGACGUCGAGCACCACCCGCUUCUGGCCGAAAAUGACAGCUACGACUCCUCGGCGUCCGAGUCCGAAAUGGCCGACCGGGUCUGGUUCAUCCGCGACGGCUGCGGGAUGGUGUGCGCAGUGAUGACCUGGCUCCUGGUGGCCUACGCAGACUUCGUGGUGACCUUUGUCAUGCUGCUGCCUUCCAAAGACUUUUGGUACUCCCUCGUCAACGGAGUGCUCUUCAACUGCCUGGCUGUCCUGGCGCUGUCCUCCCACUUGCGGACAAUGCUGACUGAUCCCGGGGCUGUUCCCAAAGGAAACGCCACGAAAGAGUUCAUGGAGAGCUUGCAGCUGAAGCCAGGCGAGGUGAUCUACAAGUGUCCCAAGUGCUGCAGCAUCAAGCCAGAGCGGGCCCAUCAUUGCAGUAUCUGCAAGCGGUGUAUUCGGAAGAUGGACCAUCACUGCCCGUGGGUCAACAACUGUGUUGGGGAAAGGAACCAGAGGUUUUUUGUGCUUUUUACGAUGUACAUAUCUCUAAUUUCAGCUCAUGCUCUUGUCUUGUGCGGGUUUCAGUUCUUUUCCUGCGUUCGAGGACAGUGGAUUGAAUGCAGCGACUUUUCCCCUCCCGUGACAGUCAUCCUGCUGAUCUUCUUGUGCCUUGAGGGUUUCCUGUUCCUUACAUUCACCGCUGUAAUGUUUGGCACCCAAAUCCACUCCAUAUGCAACGAUGAAACGGAGAUCGAAAGACUGAAAAGCGAGAAGCCCACCUGGGAGCGGCGGCUGCGCUGGGAAGGCAUGAAAUCCGUCUUUGGGGGCCAGCCUUCCCUGCUGUGGAUCAACCCCUUUUCUGGAUUCCGAAUCAGGCGGCUGAUGCUCCGAGCCAAGAAAGGGGGUCCCGAGUUUUCCGUCUGAGCCGGCCAAUCACCAUGGAACUCAUGAAAACAAAACAAAACAAAAAAGUAGUAUAUUGUAUUUAUUGAGCGCAAGGGGAAGGGAAACCCGUCCCAGUUUAAACCUGUGAGCAGUGAGGAUCGACACGUAUGGAACGUUUUGCUUGUAGCAAGCAGAAUUUUAUACAUUUAUAAUCACAGGCAUCUCAUUAACUCUUGGAAGCGAUAGGCGGGAUCCCGCCACGUAUGGCUUCGCAGAAGGAACAACCAAGGAAGGUGGAUGGGCACAUUCAAGAAGCCAAAAUAAUUGUCUUUACUACUGUAACUUAUUGUUUUUAGAGGACUAAUUGUGCAUUUAUUUUUUAUUUUUUCAACCCUCUUUUUGUUUUAUAUGCGUGUACUUUUUGUUUUUUAAGAAUUGAUAUCUGCUGGGUAUGUGUUUUUUAUUUUAAUUUUUAAUUAAGACUGUGCACUCUGGCACAGCUUAUCAAUCGUGAUACAUAAAGGCAUAAGUGCUGGAAAUCGCUCUCCAAAAUCAGCACUUUCUGUUUGUUUUGAUCCCAUAAUUAUCAGGCAAUGUGUAACCCAUUCAUGUAACCUUUUUUUCAGUUUGUCCUAAGAGCCCGCUGAGCGAUAUCUCUGCAUCUCUUGUCCAAAACCCCAAGGAUAAGCAGCUGUUCAUUGCCCAACAUUGCUAUAGCGUCACUCAGUCUCUUUUCUUUCAGUGGCUGGAUUAUAACAUGUUAACUGUGUGCUAAUCUGGUUGCAGUGCUCUCAUUUGGCCCUGGAUAUUUGUGCCACUUUUGCUGAUCAUAAGCAGUUAAAGGAGCCUCCGGUGGCGCAAUGGGUUAAACCCUUGUGCUGGCAGAACUGAAGACCAACAGGUCAGAGGUUCGAAUCCAGGGAGAGCGCAUAUGAGCUCCCUCUGUCAGCUCCAGCUCUCCAUGCGGGGACAUGAGAGAAGCUUCCCACAAGGAUUGUCAAACAUCAAAACAUCUGUGCAGUGUCCGCUGGCAACGUCCUUGCAGACGACCAUUUUCCUCACACUAGAAGUGACUUUCAGUUUUUCAAGUCGCUCCUGAGAUGAACAAAAAAAAAGCACUUUAAGAAAAGAUGGCUGUGGUGUCGAAUCCCAUCAUUUUGGGAUCCAAACAUGGAUGGCUCUCAUUUUCCUUUGAUAACAAUUUCUGAUAAUGUGUUGUCGAAGUCUUUCAUGGCUGGAAUCACUGGGUUGCUGUGAGUAUUCUAGGCUAUAUGGCCAUGUUCCAGAAGCAUUCUCUCCUGAUGUUUUGCCAACAUUUGCCAACAAUAUUAAUACAAUAUUGCUGCUAUUGUAUUAAUUUGAUUGUUUUAAUUAGUUAUAACUGUUGUCGUUAUAUUGUAUUUCGUAUAUUGUAUUUUGUGAAUUGUCAGGCAUCGAAUUGUGCCUUUUGUAAGCCGCCCUGAGUCCCCCCUAGGGGGUUGAGAAGGGCGGGGUAGAAGCACUCCAAAUAAAUAAAUAAUAAACAUAUAUGGCAGACAUCCUCAGAGCUGGUGAGGUCUGUUGGAACUAGACAAGUGAGGUAUAUAUGCUUGUGGAAUGAUGUCCAGGGUGGGAGAAAGAGCUCUUGUCUGUUUGAGGCAACUGUGAAUUGGCCACCUUGAUUAGCAUUUAAUAGCCUUGCAGCUUCAAGGCCUUGCUGGUUGCUGCUUGGGGAAUCCUUUGUUGGGAAAUGUUAGCUGACCCUGAUUCAUAUUGUCUGAAAUUUUCCUGUUUUGGGGGUGUUGUUCUUUAUUCACUGUCCUGAUUUUAGAGUCUAGAGUUGAGGCAGGUGUGAAUGUUGCCAAUUGCAAAAUACUAGAAGUUCCAGUAUAUACAAUGGAAUAGUAAAACUGGGUUGCUGUGAAACUAGGCAAGUGGGGUUUAUAUAUCUGUGGAAUAAUGUCCAGGGUGGGAGAAAGAACUCUUUGUCUACUGGAGGCAAGUGGGAAUGUUGCAAUUGGAAAAAUUCACACUUGUCUCAACUCUAAACAGAAUGGAGGAAACCAUGAAAAUGAACAAAAUCUGGCUACCAGUAUUAAAAAGCUCUAAAAUCAAGACAGUAAAUAAAGAGCAACACUCAAAAAACAGAGGAAUUCCAGAAAAUAAUCUUUCAGGGUCAGCUAAUCAUCUCCCAACAAAGGAUUCCCCCAGGCAGGAAGCAGCCAGGCUUUGAAGCUGCAAGCCGCUCCGAGCCCUAGGGGAGUGGCGGCAUAUAAGUUUGAAUAAUCUAUAUAAAUAAAAAUGUAGUGUUCGUUUGUGGGAUUAACAGAACCCAAAAACCACUGGGGGAAUUGACACCAAAUUUGGACACAAGGCACCUAACAGUCCAAUGUAUGUCCUUCACUCAAAAAAAUUGAUUUUGUCAUUUGGGAGUUGUAGUUGCUGGGAUUUAUAGUUCACCUACAAUCAAAGAGCAUUCUGAACCCCACCAACGAUGGAAUUAAACCAAACUUGGCACACAGUUCUCCCAUGAACAACAGAAAAUACUGGAAGGGUUUGGUGGGCAGUGUCCUUUCGUUUUGGAGUUGUAGUUCACCUACAUCCAGAGAUCACUGUGGACUCAAACAAUGAUGGAUCUGGACCAAACUCUACACGAAGACUCAAUAUGCCCAAAUGUGAACACUGGUGGAGUUUGGGGAAAAUAGAAUCUUGACAUUUGGGAGUUGUAGUUACUGGGAUUUGUAGUUCACCUACAAUCAAAGAGCAUUCUGAACCCUACCAACGACAGAAUUGGGCCAAACCUCCCACACAGAACCCUCAUGACCACCAGAGUGGGCCACAGCAAUGCGUGGCAGGGGACGGCUAGUAAAUAAAAUAAAUAAGCCCAUUCAGUGCUACCCAAGGUGACCAAUUCUUUCCCUCACCCUGGACAUUAUCCCACAGAUAUAUAAACCCCACUGGCCUAGUUUCCAACAGACCUCUAUGCAGAUACCCUCACUGAUUGACUUUGCAGUUGCAAGGCUAUUCAAUGCUAAUCAAGGUGGCCAAUUGCAACAUUCACGCUUGCCUCCAACAGACAAGAGUUCUUUUUCCCACCCUGGACAUUAUUCCACAGAGAUAGAUGCAAAGAUAGACCCCACUUGCCUAGCUUCCAACAGACAUCAAAACCUCUGAGGAUGCCUGCCAUAGAUCUGGGUGAAAUGUCAGGAGAGAAUGCUUCUGGAACAUGGCCAGACAGCCUGGAAAACCAACAGCAACCCAAUGUCUGGUAACUUCCCAGGAUUGGUAUGUUUUCCCAUUGUGAAAGAGCAAAAUGCUUCCUUGCAAAAACCUUAAAAGGAAAA